Ctenocephalides felis (cat flea) is the source of this 1301-nucleotide messenger RNA. RefSeq names its product spermine synthase (gene Sms). Gene Ontology annotation, biological process: spermine biosynthetic process. NCBI's taxonomy places the organism in Eukaryota, Metazoa, Arthropoda, Insecta, Siphonaptera, Pulicidae. The transcript has 7 exons. The record is from RefSeq and is a predicted model, not a curated record. Bases 53 to 1159 code for a protein of 368 amino acids. Gene Ontology annotation, molecular function: spermine synthase activity.
UCGGCAUUACAUAAUAAAGUUAUUCAAAAUCACCGAUUUCUAAUAAACAAUAAUGUCUGUACAUACAAUAAUGAUGGAUUUUUCAAUAGAUCCAAAUCGCGUACUUGAUUCAAAAGGUCAAAAAUCCGUUUACGAUCGCAUUAUUGAGAAAUUAAACGAGCACUUUGAUAAAUUAACCUUUUUGAAUGAAGUAAAAAUCGAUGGUGGUUCUUUGAAAUUAUACUCCUCAGUGAGAGGUUCUGUUUUUUAUAUUAGAAUAUAUGAAAGAGGAUUAAUUACUAUAAAUUUAGAAUACUAUAAAGUAGAAAAUGAAGAACCUCUUAUAACAUUUGAUUCUGCUCGUGAUCUUAAAAACAAAAUUUACACAUUUUGUAGUAUGAGUAAAUGUCAUGCUUACCCAACAGUUAAAAGAGGAGAUUUCUGUAGAUAUUUCCCAACAUCAGAUGAAAGACUCAUGGAGUAUGAUAUUGAUGAAAUUGUGUUUGAUGAUCAUUCUCAAUAUCAAAAAGUUCAAAUAGUGCAUUCGAAGAGUUUGGGAAAUAUGCUGGUGUUGGAUGAAUUACAAAAUAUAGCAGAAUCAGAUCUGAUUUACACUGAAACACUAAUGCAAAGAGGGAAAGAAAACUAUGAAAACAAAGAAAUAGUCAUUUUAGGUGGAGGGGAUGGAGCCCUACUUUAUGAACUUCUCAAAGAAAAACCAAAGUUUGUGACAAUGCUGGAAAUUGAUGAAAUGGUUAUGAAAGCUUGUAGCAAACAUUUAAGAUCAAUUUGUGGUGAUGUCCUGGACCAAAUGAGAGGAGAAAAUUAUGAGAUAAUAGUUGGAGAUUGUCUCGAUACAUUGAAGAAAUUCAUCAAUGAAAAUCACAAAGUUGAUUAUAUAUUUGGUGAUCUGACUGAUAUACCAAUUUCUAAAUCAACUCAAUCAGAUUUAACAUGGAGUUUUAUUAAAGUUAUCAUGAAAAUGUCAUUUGAGGUCUUAAACCCCAAAGGCAAAUUUAUGACCCAUGGAAAUGGAUCUGCCAACCCAGAAUCCUUAAAGCUAUUUGAAGAACAUUUGAAUGCAGUGAGGCCUGCAGUAAACUAUACGAAGACUGAAGCUUUUGUGCCAUCAUUCCUUGAAAAUUGGGUGUUUUAUCAAAUACAGCAAAAAUCUCAAUAACAUCCCGAUAUAUAUGUUCUUUUAUACUAGUAGUAAGAUAAUUAAUAUUAGUCAUCCUUUUAAAUCAUGUUCAAAGUUAUUUGAACAUGAAUUAUAGUUAGUUUAAUGUAGUAGUGAUCCAAAUGUACCAAAAAUAAUUUUU